CGAGAGUGGUUUCUGAAUAUUCCUUCUACUUUGUGCCGAGAGUGGUUUGUGAAAAUCGAUUCGUAUGGUUGUUGAUGUACAUAACCUAAAAUCCACAUCCAGCAACAAAAAUAUUUUAUAAAUUCAAUUUAAUUGGCAAAAACAGUUAUCUGCUGUGUUCAUUGUUAUUUAAUAUUCUGAUUUCCUACAAUUGAAUAGAAAUGCUUCCUUUGUCAUUACUUCGCACGGCUCAGAACCAUCCAAUGUUGGUGGAGCUGAAAAAUGGAGAAACAUAUAACGGACAUUUAGUUAGCUGUGAUAACUGGAUGAAUAUCAAUCUGAGAGAAGUUAUUUGCACAUCAAGAGAUGGUGACAAGUUUUGGAGGAUGCCCGAAUGCUAUAUUAGAGGAAGCACAAUCAAAUACCUCAGGAUACCUGAUGAAGUGAUAGAUAUGGUGAAAGAAGAUAUGGUGAUGAAGAAUAGAGGUCGUGGAGAGAUGAAGGGUAGAGGAGGACAGAACCAGAGGGGUCGAGGGGGUGGCCGAGGAACAUUCGGUGGCCGCGGAGGUCGACCAGCUCCUCUGGGACGUGGGCGAAAUCCACCCAACAAGCCAAAAGGAGUCAAAGGACCUUGAACUGUUUCUCGUAAUAUAUUAUGUUUCUCGCUAUGGGAAGGAUAACCUUUUACAUUCACGAAUCACUCUGUAAAUAAUUUUAUUUUAUCCAUUCAAGUGUAUAAUUAAACACUCUUUUAUUAUUUUAUAAA
This is a messenger RNA of Nilaparvata lugens (brown planthopper), 745 nucleotides long. RefSeq names its product U6 snRNA-associated Sm-like protein LSm4. The transcript is spliced from 5 exons. The coding region runs from base 201 to 614 and encodes 137 amino acids. Gene Ontology annotation, biological process: nuclear-transcribed mRNA catabolic process; mRNA splicing, via spliceosome; spliceosomal snRNP assembly. NCBI's taxonomy places the organism in Eukaryota, Metazoa, Arthropoda, Insecta, Hemiptera, Delphacidae. Gene Ontology annotation, molecular function: U6 snRNA binding. Gene Ontology annotation, cellular component: spliceosomal tri-snRNP complex; U6 snRNP; P-body. The record is from RefSeq and is a predicted model, not a curated record.